Messenger RNA from Dioszegia hungarica, 1659 nucleotides. RefSeq lists its product as uncharacterized. The record is from RefSeq and is a predicted model, not a curated record. The transcript is spliced from 4 exons. Bases 1 to 1659 code for a protein of 552 amino acids. Lineage: Eukaryota; Fungi; Basidiomycota; Tremellomycetes; Tremellales; Bulleribasidiaceae.
AUGUCCGCCCCUCGAAUCCCCGCUAAGCGCCCCGCUGGGUCAACGCCGAAGCUCCCCAACUCCCCCUCGGUAGCGCUCACGCCAAAGUCCUAUCCUGCGCCGGGACGAACACCCACCUCUCAAGCUGGCACAUCGCCCGAGCGCUCAGCCAAGCGCGCGCGCCUUAGUCAAGGGAGCGGGCAAGGCGAAAUCCAGAAUGGCGGACUCGUACCUCCCUCGCUGGCGCAAGUCGGUCGAGGAGUCAGUACAAGGGGAGGCGUAGCGUGGGUACAGGAGAAGGUCGCUGAGCUUGGGAGCAUGUACAAGGAAUGCCUCGUGGCGGCUACCCUCCUGCUCCAGUACAGGACGUACUCGCGUGACUUUGGGAUAGGCACAAAGCGUACACCGGUACAUCUGUCACAAAGGCUCGAGCUCGCUUGGACUCAAUACGAAUCCUUGCGGUCACAUAUCGAGUCAUAUCUCCUGCAAUGCGCUCAAGCAGCCACUCCUAACUCCACCGCCAAGCCACUCCCUACACCGUCCUCACUCGUACCCGGUCUCCCACCUCUCCCAUCUAUCCCCUCGAUCCCUCUUACCGCUCUCACCCUCCUCCAGGCCGACCCGCACCCAGGCCGUCUAGGCCGCGUAUCGCUCGAUAAACUCCUCGCUGCGGACCCUGCCAAGGGUCUCGUCGGGUACACGUCAGGCGAGGUGGUCUUUCCCGGUGUACCAUCGGACGUUGCCAUGCCGGUCGAGGAGAUUCGGGUCGCAGAGCAGCCCAACCCGGAGCCAGUCGCUAUGUCUAUAUCCCUACCCGGGGUGGAUUAUAGCGCUCAAGCGGGUAUGGGCGGAGAUGACGGGAUGGACCUGACUGGCAUGGGCAUCGAGGAGCUAUCAGCGCUCAUCAACGGGGAUGCGCUCAUGUCCGGUCUAAGCAGUGGGAUGGGUCAGCAGGGGCAAGGGGCGGAAGCGGCGGGCAUGCUGGACGACCUGAACCGGUUCGCUCAGAGCCAGGCACCAGUGCCGCUUCCACUACCGGUACAAGCCCAGCCUGUCCAGCAGCAGGCCGUACAGAACAUGAGCGGGUCUGCUCCAGGACUGCCAAACCGGGAAGCGGCCAACGCUUUGCUCGCCGAGAUGCAGCAAAACCAGGCGCCAGCACGACAAGUCCAACAACCACCGGCUGUCGCUCCAGCUCCAAUCUCAUCCUCUCAGCCUCUGCAGCAAGCCCAACAACCUUACCCUCCCGCUCCCCCUCCGGUGCAAAGCUUAGACUUUGCCUUUCCCACCAUGGACACCGCGGACAGCUUGGACCCCCUGGACGGGCUGGGCGAUAUCGACUUCAACGAGCUUGCUGGGAUGUUCACCAACGCCAGCGGGCGGACCACACGGCAAGCCAGUCCCGAUGCUGCAUCCCAGCCACUCGCGCCUAUCACGCAGUCGGACCUGUCGGUCGCUCAACUUCCCGUCAAUCCGGCUCAACAACAGCCAGACCAGCUCGGUCUGGACAUGUCAAGCCUAUACCCCGUCCAAGAUAGCGCGCGGAUGCGGGCGGCGGACUUUGAUGGGACAUUAGGCGGGAUCGAUCUGAAUGAUUUCAAUUUUGGUGGGGAUGGCGAGGGGAGUCUGCCAGGUGUGGAUGGAGAUGAGUUUGAGAGCAUGUUUGCCGAGUUCAAGUAG